AUGAAAUGUGUCAAAUGUCGACAUACAACUGUUUGUGUUUCACAUGGAAAAUACAAACUCAUUCAUAAGAAUUCUCUUAAAAAGCAAAUGUGGAUAAACGAAUUCGUAUUAACCAACUAUCGCCCGCCCAAGAUGACAAACCACAUGUGUUUCAAGAGUAUCUUCCAUUGGACCAAUGAAACAAUCAAUAUUUGGAGUCAUUUACUUGGAUUUUUCUAUUUCACAUUCUGUCAAUUGGACGCCAACAUCUUUCACAUUCCUACAAUAGGUGGCAGUAAAGAAGAUCAUUUAGUUUUUACCUUAUCCAUAUUUGGGUCACAGAUAUGUAUGCUACUAUCUGCUUGUUAUCAUACAUUCGGAUGUACAAGCUCCAGAAAACGUGAACAAUGGCUGAAAAUGGAUGUUUUUGGUAUUUCAGCUGGACUACUCGGAAUGUAUUUGGGUGGAAUUUACACAGCUUUUUAUUGUUUUCCGGACCAUUUAGAGAGUUAUUUAUAUUUUUUAUUGACCAUCUUCCUUAUAACAGCCUAUGUGCCAAGUCGUAAAGACUUCUUUGAAAAAAAAGUUGUCGGAAAUCGAAUAGGCUUUUUACAUAUCAUUUACACAACCAUUAUCGUAUUUGGAAUAUGUCCCACCAUUCAUUGGGUAUACUUACAUGGAGGCUUAGAUAACUUACAUGUACAGAGAUGGUUGCCCAGCAUCAUAAUUCUUUAUUCGUUAACUGCUGCUGCUUUCUUCUUCUAUGUUUCACUUGUACCAGAAAGAAUAUCUCCAGGAACAUUUGAUGUAGUAGGAUGCUCACAUCAGUGGUGGCAUUUACUCAUUCUGGCCGCAAUGGUCUGGUGGCAGAGAGCCGGACGUGAACUUUUGUCCUUUUAUAGAUCCCAUCAUAAUUCGUGUCAUAUAUCAACUGUUGGCGUGAAUUUGACAUCGGCCAUGUAG
Auanema sp. JU1783 is the source of this 942-nucleotide messenger RNA. NCBI's taxonomy places the organism in Eukaryota, Metazoa, Nematoda, Chromadorea, Rhabditida, Rhabditidae. The record is from the annotation of a GenBank genome assembly.